Molecule: messenger RNA, 1033 nt
Organism: Aspergillus versicolor CBS 583.65
Lineage: Eukaryota; Fungi; Ascomycota; Eurotiomycetes; Eurotiales; Aspergillaceae
Exons: 2
Coding region: 121-618 (165 amino acids)
Molecular function (GO): hydrolase activity
Source: RefSeq, a predicted model, not a curated record
UCGGGGCUAGGACUUUUAUAUAGAUCUGUGGAUGCCUAUGGCUUUCAGUUUCUUUCUCCUUAACGUUCUUGAUCUUUUGUAUAUUUCAGUUCAUAUAGGCUUAUACCAAUCAGCAGCAAAAUGACUUGCGAAGCUUGUCGCACCAUCCCGCCGGUUAUCUCCGAGGGCUAUACACCCAAAGGAACCUCAUCUGCCAUCGGCGGACUAGACUACGAUACCUACGUAACCGGCCCUACGACCGCCAAAACCGCCAUCCUAACAAUCUACGACAUCUUCGGCAACUCCCCACAAACCACCCAAGGUGCCGACCUACUCGCAGCCCGCCUCAAUGCCCUCGUCCUAAUCCCCGAUUUCUUCAAGGGCGACGGCGCAAAGCACGAGUGGGUCCCGCCAGACACGGAGGAGAAGACGGCGGCGCUGAUGGCGUUUAUUAAUGAGAAGGCAUCGUGGGCGGACGCGGCUAAGGGGAUCAAUGGCGUUGUGGAUGCGUAUAGGGCUGCUUUCCCGUCUGUCGAGAAAUGGGGCGCCUAUGGGCUUUGUUGGGGUGGGAAGGUGGUGGCCUUGAGCUCGGGGGAGGGAUCGCCUUUUGGUGGGACGGUGCAGGUUCAUCCUGGGUGAGUUUCUUCCUUCCUUCCUUUCUUUGCCGGUGUACAUUGUAUUGUUUUAUUUUAGAUAGAGUUAAUGUGCUUUAUAGACGAAUGGCCAAGGAAGAUGCGGAGUUUUUGGCGAUUCCUCAUGCCAUUCUUGCAUCCAAGGAUGAGCCUGCGGACGAAGUUGAGGCGUAUGAUGAAGCUAUCAAGAGGAAGGGACUGGGUGGUUUUGUGGAGACCUAUUGGGAUAUGUGGCAUGGGUGGAUGGGGGCAAGGGCUGACCUUCAGCAGGAGGCCAGUCUGAAGGAAUAUACUCGAGGGUAAGUUGUGCAACCUCGAAUACUGGUUGGAUGCUAAUAGGUGAAUGCAGAUAUGGACAGCUGGCGGAUUUCUUUGAGAAGUAUUUGUCAUAGGUUGAACUGAUAGAUUUUGCUUUUUCAAGU